AUGGGCUCGGCCGAAACGCGCGCCGUGGGCACGGCGGCGGCACUGAAGGAGCUUGCCUUCAAGAAGAGGGCGCUCGACGCCGACUGCACGCUACGCAACCAGGAGAUCGACAUGCUCGAUGACGCGGGCACGCGCAGGAAGAGCGGGCUCGGCGGCGAGGACAGGCGGCAUAGCACAAUCCUGCAGGUCUCGGAGCAGAUCUACGAGAUCGAGCGCGAGAUGUGGGUGCUCAAGAACGCACGCAAGGGCGAUACUACGGCGGCGGCGGCGACCGUUGCCGUUUUAGCGCGGCGCGAUUGUCAGGUUGAGUUGCAGCUGACGCAUGUGCGCGACGCGAAGGAUGCGAAGGUGCAGUGGGCGAAGGGCGCGGACGGGAAGAACGCGGAGAAGGACGGGUUGUACGAGUUGGCGUGCGGCGCCCCUGCGGGGAAGGUGUGCGAGCUCCGGAUGCCCGCGGGCGUGCGCUGGCAGGACACGCAGGGGGUGGAGAUCCACCUACUGCCCUGGCACUUUGUUCUUUCCCUGGCGGCCCUGCUCGACUACGACGUGCCGCUGGAGGAGCUUGCGAUCAAGCUGCAAAUCGAGUUCGUCUAG
Molecule: messenger RNA, 594 nt
Organism: Epithele typhae
Lineage: Eukaryota; Fungi; Basidiomycota; Agaricomycetes; Polyporales; Epitheliaceae
Exons: 3
Coding region: 1-594 (197 amino acids)
Source: RefSeq, a predicted model, not a curated record